AUGCGCAAUCUCAGCCUGCUAGCCCUCGUCGCGGCGGCCCGCGCGCAGGACACCGACCACAACUGCGUCGAAGCUCUGCACUUAGGCGUGCGGCGCUACCAUUUAUGGAGACCACGGGCCCACGGCGUUUGUGGCCACGCGCCGGUAGUGGUAGUCCUCAUUCACGGCUUCGGCGGCACGCCAUUAAGGGCCUGGGCGCGCACGGCGAAACUAGUCCAGUCCCGGGGCUGGGCCGCGGCCGCACCUUAUGGUCAUCACAAGUCGUGGAACGGCGGGGCCUGCUGCGGCGACGCCGCAAAGCAGAAUUUGGACGACGUGGGCUUCCUCCAGAAGCUCGUCGAAGACGUACGAGAUAGAACAGGAGCGGACCGCGUGUUUGGGGCUGGCUUCUCGAACGGUGGGUAUAUGGUCUCGAAAGCCGCCCAUCUAUUUGACGGCAUUUCGCCGUGGGGCGGCCACCAAACGCACCUGAACACGACGCGACCGACGCCGAUAACCAUGCACCACGGGUUGAAGGACGGCGUGGUCAAGGUUACUGGUUGUUGUAGCGGUGCCAAGUGCUGCUGUAACAUAGAUGAGAGGUCAGAUGAAUGUGUUCAUUUUUUCGGCGUCUACGAGCGGUGGCUCCGCGUGAAUAGAUGCGCUUCAUACAAUGUGGUGGAGAGCACGCACGCGACGUGCCGCGUCGGUGUGAGUUGUAGAGCAAAUACGACGGCGUGUUUACAUAAAACGAUGGCCCAUACGUUUAAUGAUCUGGCGCGGCCUUCCAGUAAUGAUAUGAGGGGCCCGUCGGUGGUCGACGUGCUGGACUUCUUUUCAAACACGCCGGCGCGGCACCACCAUCGUCAUAGGCAUCUGCAUCGGCGACGGGGGAUCCAUGUGGGCCCCCCGCCUUUGCUGGAGCGGCCUACCAUGCGCGUGGCCCCGCCGGUGCGGCGGAGCGGCUUUUUUGUCGGGGCGCCGCCGGCCUCUUAACGUAUUGUGUGUGUGCUUUCUCCUCGGUGGCGUAUAUCUUGCGCCUCGUUGGCGCCAGAACUGGGUCUGGGGGUAGAUUGGGGCCAAGAGACGACCCGUGCCGUCGGCUGCCCGUCGCCGAGGGCGUUUCGGCGGCUUUCCCGGGCCCGGACCCGGCCGGCAGGUACCGUCGGGGCGAAUAGAUAUAUGAACCGGCAUCAUACUCGCGGCUGCUCCAAAAUGGGCAGCAUACCUGCGACACCGUCGGAGUCGGCGCGUCACACGAGCGCGAGCCUGGGCGUUGCCGCACUAAAAGGGCUGCCCACGCUCUUCCGUGUUGGUCCAGGGGUACUCCGGCCGGUGUCCGACUCUGGGGGGACUUACGAUUUAGCCGCAAAACCCGCACUAACGGCUGCUGCGAUUUUAAGCGGGAAGUCGAUAAACGCGCCGCUAGACCACUUCCGCAUGGCUAUAUAACGCUAGCAAGCCUUAGGCAUGGAUACUGAACCGAUGCGACCGAGCGCGGGCUGCCGCGCUACGCCAGCGCGCGGCGCACAGGCCUGCAGCAGCGCUGCAGUCGAUACAGCAAAUACCUGCGCGCGCGGGGGCCGCGCGUGCGCUGGCUCGCCGCCGCAAUGCAUGUCCCCAGCGCGACAGCCCCCGCGGCGGCCGCACGCCGCCGCGCCGCCGCACCACCGCCGGCCGGCCGGCACCCGCUCCGGCGCCGCGCGCCUGCUGCGGCUCUGCGUCCUGCUGCCCCGGCUCUCGACGGCCGCCGUGCCCGGCUUCCCCGGCGCCAGGGGCGGCCGCAGUCCCGCGCCGGCCGCCCCGCCGGGGCGGCCCGCGGCGCCGCCGCCGGCCGCGGCGCCUCGGACGGCCGCGGCGGCCGCGUUCUCCUCGAAGGCGUCGCCGUUCCUGCGGAGCGACGCGCGCGCGGCGCCCUGCGAGGCGCCGCCGCCCCCGGCGGUGCCGUUCCUGCGCGCGCCCGCCGCGGCGCCGCCGCCGUGGACCGCACCGCCCGCCGCGGCGCCGCCGCCGCCGCCGCGACCCGGCACCGUGACGACGCAGCCCGUCUUCGGCCCCGCGCGCGGCCUCUUCCGCGGCCCGCCCCUCGCUCCAACCUCAAAUGGCGAGCGCUACGGCGCGGCGCGCCGUACCUUUGACGGUGAUGAUGAUGACGCGCUCCGCGCCACCGUCGCGGCCUUGAGGGUCGAGAUCGACGCGCUGCGGUCAGCGCAGCGCGACCUCCGCGCGGCGAACGAGCGGCUGCGCCUCGAGCUCGUCGCACAGAAGCGCAACGCGACGGAGCUCGCCGAGGAGGUCGCGAAGCGCGAGCGGCUACGUAGAGGCGCCAAGGCCGAGGUGCGCCAGCUGCGGGACCUGUCGACGGCGCCGGCCGCCGCGCCGGUGGCGCCGCCUUCGGUGCCGCCGGCCGCGGUGCCGGUCUACCCGCGCCAGCCGCCGCCGGCCGCCUACGCGCCGCCGGCCGCGCCCGCGUACCCGGCGCGGCCGCCGCCCGCGGCCCCGGCGCCCUACGCGCCGCCGACCGCGGCCCCGCGGCCCUACCGGGCGCCGGGCUUCGGCCCGACGCCCUACCAAAAGCCACGCAUCACCACCCCGGAGAAUUCGGUAGCGGGCGCGUUCGAAGCAAGGAACCGCGCCGCCGCCGAGCUGCGGCGGCGGACCUUCGCGCCGAAGCCCCGGAACAAUCUACAAACCGGUUUGAGAUCCCCCGAGCGCCGCGCGCCUACAACGACGCUCACGCCGCGCACGACGACGCCGCGGAAGCUCGUGCCCGAGUACCAACAACCGCCGAAGCCGCGCAACCUGUCGCGGCGGCCGCCGGCCGAGUCCUUCCGGAAGCGCGUCGCCAAGGGCUCGACGCUGUACCAGCAGCUCCAAAUGGAGCACGCGCGGCGGUCCGGCGCGGUCAAGCCCUUGGCGCCGCUUCCCUCCCAGGAUACGAACCGCGACGGCAUGGUUUUACCGUUCGAGUCUGAUGUUUGGGGCUUCACGCCCCCUUCCGACCCGAACAAGCACGUCGAGGAGUCGUCCAAGAGCGGCCGCACGCGCGGAAGUACUAUAUUGGCGAACAUGGCCGGCGGGUCCGACGUUUAUAGGGACGCGCGGCUGGCGUACGUGCGGUCGCAGCAGCGGGGGGUUGUCGAGGAGGCGGACGACGACGACGAGGCCGCGGCCGUCGUGGAGCUCUGAGGACUGGGGCGUUUUAUUUAUAAGUUUAGCAUAUAUCG
Pelagomonas calceolata is the source of this 3206-nucleotide messenger RNA. Lineage: Eukaryota; Pelagophyceae; Pelagomonadales; Pelagomonadaceae. The record is from the annotation of a GenBank genome assembly.